This is a messenger RNA of Drosophila takahashii, 1048 nucleotides long. RefSeq names its product beta Hydroxy acid dehydrogenase 2 (gene Had2). Gene Ontology annotation, molecular function: NAD+ binding; L-gulonate 3-dehydrogenase activity. Gene Ontology annotation, biological process: fatty acid metabolic process. Lineage: Eukaryota; Metazoa; Arthropoda; Insecta; Diptera; Drosophilidae. The record is from RefSeq and is a predicted model, not a curated record.
UCCGAGUUCGGAACAUUGAAAAAACUCUCCCAGAUGACAGUUCGAAAUGGGCAGCCAAAAGAUUGGGAUCGUGGGCAGCGGAUUGAUUGGCAGGGCGUGGGCGAUGCUCUUUGCAGCGGCUGGCUAUCGAGUCCAGCUGUACGACAUCCUGGAGAGCCAACUAUCCACCGCCCUGCAGGAAUUGGACAGGGAUCUGCACAGUCUGGAGGAGAAGGGUGCGCUGCGGGGAAAGUUGCGAGCCUCGGAGCAGUUUGCCCUCAUCGAGGUGACCACUCGACUGGAGGAGCUUACCCGAGAGGCAAUUCAUAUACAGGAAUGUGUUCCGGAGGUUCUGCAGCUGAAGAAGUCGCUGUACUCUCAGUUGGAUGAGCUGCUGGAGGAGCAGACAGUGGUGGCCAGUUCCACAAGCACCUUUAUGCCAUCGCUAUACAGCGAGGGACUCAAGAGGAGGCAACAGAUGCUUGUAGCCCAUCCCCUGAAUCCGCCCUACUUCAUACCCCUCGUGGAGAUUGUUCCCGCUCCCUGGACAACCUCAGAGGCCGUAGAAAAAACCCAUGACCUCAUGCUCACCAUAGGCCAGCGACCGGUGACCCUGAAGAAGGAGAUCCAGGGUUUUGCCACCAACCGCAUUCAGUAUGCCAUCCUGAACGAAGUGUGGCGUCUGGUGGCUUCUGAUAUACUCAGCGUGGCGGAUGUGGAUCGUGUGCUGAGUCAGGGAUUGGGAUUGCGAUAUGCCCUUCUGGGAUCCCUGGAGACAGCCCAUCUCAAUGCUCCCGGUGGCGUGUCGGAUUAUUUCCAGAGAUUCGGGGGCGAAAUCUCCGCCGUUAGUGCCACCUAUGGAGAGACCCCAAAUACUCGAGAGGAUCGGGAAACGCUGGCGGAGAUUGCGAGGCAGUGUGAGCAGCUGGUGCCCCUGGAAAAUCUGGAGGAGAGACGCGCCACUCGCGAUGAAUUCCUCACCCAGCUGGCCAAGCUAAAGAAGCAGUUUGAAUAGGAAAUUAAUUGCUGGGUUUGUUAGGUUCCUUGAAUAAACUGAGAAUCAACUUAA